AUGCCCGUAACAAAAAUCCCCCACCCAUCCUCCUCUUCCACCUCCACCUCCACCACACCCGCCCCCAAACCAGCCUUCUUCUGGCAGCCCCGCGACGGCAACGGUUACCUCUGCCAAUGGUACUGGUCCAAGUUCACCCUCGACAACGAAACCUACGUCACAACCGAAAUGUGGAUGAUGGUGCACAAAGCGCGUUGUUUUGGCGAUGAAGAUAUCGCAAAACAGAUGCUUGAGACCACAGAUCCGAAGACGCAUAAAGAGCUGGGGCGGAUGGAAAGCUGGAGAUUGUAA
Molecule: messenger RNA, 291 nt
Organism: Alternaria arbusti
Lineage: Eukaryota; Fungi; Ascomycota; Dothideomycetes; Pleosporales; Pleosporaceae
Exons: 2
Coding region: 1-291 (96 amino acids)
Source: RefSeq, a predicted model, not a curated record